Molecule: messenger RNA, 873 nt
Organism: Stylophora pistillata
Lineage: Eukaryota; Metazoa; Cnidaria; Anthozoa; Scleractinia; Pocilloporidae
Product: E3 ubiquitin-protein ligase MARCHF3-like
Biological process (GO): protein ubiquitination
Molecular function (GO): zinc ion binding; ubiquitin-protein transferase activity
Source: RefSeq, a predicted model, not a curated record
CUUAAAAAACGGGGUCCUUCACUGCUUUUUCCAAAACAGAAAGCAAAUGACUUAUAGCUGAGAAAAUUUACCGCCUUCGAUGGCGAGUGAUUCGAUAACAGAAAAACAACAUAUCAUCCCAAUAGCAGAUCGAAGAAUUUCUCCAGCUGACUCGGACCAAUCAAAUAAUUUUCAUUUGGAACUACUAUCUUACUCGUCAGACGAUUUGCUGAACACCUGUCGUAUCUGCAGAGAUGAGUUUGUUGGUGGAUCACUCGUCAGUCCGUGUCACUGCUCAGGAACGUUAGGGAAGUGUCAUGUCCAAUGUUUGGAGGAAUGGCUUUCAAGAGCCAACAAAGACUCCUGUGAAAUUUGUGGCCAUGCGUAUCACGUCAGGAGACUCCCAAGGUCAUUUAUCGAGUGGUUCACCAAAGGCCAAAGCCGCCGCGACCGCCGAUAUCUCUGCGGAGACCUGAUUUGCUUUCUGAUACUCAGCCCCUUAGUGUUUGCCAGCUCAUAUCUGUGUGCGCAAGGGGCAUGGCACUACAUGGUGCUGGCCGACACGUGGACUGGUGCGGGUUUGAUUGUUCUCAGUCUGUUUCUUUGGUGUAUUUACGGAUUUUGGUUGAUUGUAACACUGAGGUUUCAUCCCAAAUGCUGGUUAGACUGGAGAGAACGUAAUUAUAGAGUGAAACUUGUGAAAAGUGAAACAGUUGACAUUAUGGAAAGAAGAAGAAGAGAUGACGGUCCCUUGGAAACUCCUGUUUGAUAAGAGCUACGGAAUGGCCAAUGAAAAUACCGACAUCUUAUGGAAACGGUGGACAGCCCUAUGACAGCACCACUAGUUUAUUGUUUACUAGUCCAGACAUCAGUUAAUAAACAGUAGCGCACUGA